This is a messenger RNA of Nerophis lumbriciformis (worm pipefish), 7044 nucleotides long. It is a transcript of the gene cbfa2t3, whose product is annotated as CBFA2/RUNX1 partner transcriptional co-repressor 3. Lineage: Eukaryota; Metazoa; Chordata; Actinopteri; Syngnathiformes; Syngnathidae. Gene Ontology annotation, biological process: negative regulation of DNA-templated transcription; DNA-templated transcription. Gene Ontology annotation, cellular component: nucleus. Gene Ontology annotation, molecular function: transcription corepressor activity. The record is from RefSeq and is a predicted model, not a curated record.
GCUCCAGAUGGUGUUUAAACGCAGACAGAAGGCUCCAGAGGGGACAGAGAGAGAGUGAGAGAGCGAGGCGGAGGAGGCGAGAGAGAGAGCCGCGGUUAGUGCGCACUGUGGGCUCGCCAGCUCCAUUUAUCAGCCAGGACAACAACAACAAAAAAACAAGUCUAGAUUUCAGCACCGAAGACAACAUGAACGCUUUGAGAAGAAGUCGCGCCGCUGGCAACAAAGCCUGACAAGGAGAAGGAGAGGAAGGACGCCUUUUUUUUAUUAUUUUUUAUUUUUUUAUUAUACAUUUAAAAACUCAAUACCAUUGAAAAAAAAGAAGGAAUUAUCCCAGUCGGACGUGUUUGGAUUCUGUCCCCACCCUCACCCCCUUCUCUUCCCUAUCCUUAAUUCCUGCAAGCUGAACUAAAGAAAGUCGAGACGCACCCUUGCAGGAUCCGCAUCUUUCAAUACUGGCUUUUUAUUUUUUAUUUUUUUUAUUAUUGGGACUCACCGGGAGAUUUAUAGUUGAUCAUGACUGAGACGGUGGAUUUCUACGGACGGGGCGAGUUGUGAUAAGAAAACCAAAGACAUCAUCAUCUCCGUGGUUGACCUUUUUUUUUUUUUUUUUUUUUUUACCCCGCCAUCAGACGAGAUUCCAAGCUGGAAGGGGAAAGUUGAAUCUUCAUGUUUUGAUGGGUUCUAGAGCCUCUCCUUCCUGACAGUAGUGCAUCCGGAACGGUUUUUGCAUGCUGUCGACGCAGAUAACGAGGAUUGAGUUCUAGAAACUGUGGAUUACCUCAGCCUGACCUCGACCCUUCACAGCAGAGUAGCAGAGUGCAGAAGGUUGGAACAAUGCCAGAUUCACCUGCGGAUGUGAAAACCCAGCCCAGGUCCACCCCACCCACCAUGCCUCCUCCACCCCCGGCUGUCAGCCAAGCAACCAGCCGUAAUGCCUCGUUCACCCCCACCACCAGUAAAUCAAUGCUAAACGGGAGCAGCCACUCUCCCACCUCGCUGAACGGCGCCCCGUCCACGCCGAACGGCUUCAGUAACGGGCCGGCCAUGUCGUCCACGUCCUCGCUCUCCAACCAGCAGCUCCCGCCGGCCUGCGGCGCCCGGCAGCUGUGCAAGCUGAAGCGCUUUCUGACCACGUUGCAGCAGUUCGGCAACGACAUCUCGCCCGAGAUCGGGGAGCGAGUGCGCAGCCUCGUGUUGGGGCUGGUGAACUCAACACUAACCAUUGAAGAGUUUCAUUCCAAACUUCACGAAGCUACCAACUUCCCCCUAAGGCCUUUCGUCAUUCCCUUCCUGAAGGCUAACUUGCCCUUGCUGCAGAGGGAGUUGCUGCACUGUGCCAGGCUGGCCAAGCAGACGCCGGCACAAUACCUGGCCCAACACGAGCAGCUCCUCCUGGACGCCAACGCCAGCUCGCCCCUGGAUUCCUCCGAGAUCAUGAUGGAGAUGAACGAGCACGGCAAGAGAAGGACCCCUGACAGGACCAAAGACUCCUCGGACAGAGACGGCCUGCACCCCGAGCACCUGGCGAAGAGGCCCUGCACCAUAAGCCCCAACCAGCGCUUCAGUCCCAGCACGGGCCUCCCCGCUCACCCGCCUCCCAACGGCCUGUCCACACACCCCCCCAACGGACUGCCGCACGCACCCAACCAUCAAAUGGCCCCUCAGCACUACCGCCUGGAGGACAUGGCGCUGGCGCACCAGUACCGAGACGCCUACAGACACAACGAACACCGGGACGGCCGAGAGAGGCACCGACAAACAGCGGCGCAUGGCGCCCGCCAAGAGGAAGUGAUCGACCACCGUCUAACAGAUCGAGAGUGGGCGGAAGAGUGGAAGCACCUCGAUAAUCUGCUAAACUGUAUCAUGGACAUGGUGGAGAAGACGCGGCGCUCUCUGACCGUGCUGCGACGCUGCCAGGAGGCCGACCGAGAGGAGAUGAACCAUUGGAUACGGCGCUACAGCGACGUGGAGGAGAUGAAAAAAGGUGGGAGCAACGGACAGCACUGCCUUCCUCCUCCUCCUCUUCCUCCUACUCCUCACCACAACUCCUCCUCCAACACAGCUAGCAGCAGCGAGACUCUGUCCAAAGGAGCUUCCUCGGCUGCUGAAAGGCAGACAGGCAGGCAGACAGAGAUCCACAGAGACUUUCUACACAGACCUCCAUCGGGAUACCUGCCAGAGGAAAUCUGGAGAAAAGCUGGUACUACAAGCAUCCCGCUCUCCCCAGCACUAAAGCACCUCCAAAACAAGCAAGAAGAAGCCGUGAAUGAAGUGAAGCGACAGGCCAUGUCGGAGCUGCAGAAGGCCGUGUCAGACGCCGAGAGGAAAGCUCAUGAGAUGAUUUCGGCGGAACGCUCGAAGAUGGAGAGGGCGCUGGCCGAGGCCAAGAGGCAAGCCUCUGAGGACGCGCUAACUGUCAUCAACCAACAGGAGGACUCCAGUGAAAGCUGCUGGAACUGCGGGAGGAAAGCCAGCGAAACGUGCAGCGGCUGCAACACGGCCCGCUACUGCGGCUCCUUCUGCCAACACAAAGACUGGGAGAGGCACCACCACGUCUGCGGUCAGGGCCUGCAGGGUAUGCCGGGGGCCAGCGGCGUCCCCCUCGGCACCCCGUCCUCGUCCUCGUCCGGCGGGGCGCCCCCGACGCACUCGGAGGGCACCGCCCCGGGUCCGCUCUCGCUGGCGGCGGGCCAGAUGGCGGCCUCCGGCGGCGGCGGCGGGAGCGUGUCGGCCAGCCCCAAGGAGAGCAGUUCAAGCAGUGCCUCGCGCUCCACCACCCCGGCCACACCCGCCCUGCUGGACGCCACGUCUCGCUGACCCCCUCGACCGCCCUCCACGCAAAACCAAACUGAGGAAUCUUCGUCGCACAUUGGCCCCUUUUCCUCCUUUCCUCCAUUUUUUUCUGAAAAUCCGGUUACCCCUGACUACCCCCGCCCCAGUUUGAGUGUCGUCGUGUAAGUGAUAAGUGACAUGUUUGCUGAGAACUCGACUAAGACGAAAGCACGGUCAAUUAAGAUAAGAGCUGUGGCGAGGCAUCAUCCUCCACGGGGGAAGACAGGACCAAUUAGCACUUCAAGUCCCUUUUAAUUACGCACCAGUGAUAACAGUACUUAGAUCCGUUACCAGGAAAAGGGUCUCCGAAUAGGGUUAAAACCUUGCGAUGCAAUUACCUCCUCACGAAACUCAACUUAGUAGUCACGAAGCAUCUCUUCUAUUUUUCUGGCUUUAAAAGGGGGGGGGGGAGAAAAAAACAAAAACAAAGACAAGUCCAAAUAGUCUAAAACAAGAGAAAGUUUUAAACUGCUAACUACCUUGCUAGCGAGCCAAGAAAAAGAAAAAAAUCUACGCCGGACUCACCUCUCUGAACCCAAAUGAAUUCAAAGAUGAAGAACACACACACAAAAAAACAAAAACUUUGUAUUACACUGCCAAAGUAAGUGAUUAGGAGAAGCACUCAUAACCAAACGCAAAGCAACAUCACCUCCUCAGCAGAUAAGGCAGGCCGAGCGAGAGCGAGCGAGAGAGAUAGAGAGGCUCCGGUGUGCAGCCGCCUUCUUCUGAACCGUGGACGAGACUUCAGCGAAACCCUCCAGCGAUGACUGUUGAACUAUGGACGACGCUGUGAAACGGACCGAGGCCUCACCACAAUAAGAGUUGGGUGAGCGGAACAGGAAGGGGAAAUCUACACGGACUCAGCCGAGAUUAAAGCCGCUUCAAUGUAGCUACCAAAACCCCUGUGUGUUACGUGUCGGACUUAAAGGAAUCCAGCAGGGGUCAGCGUCUAUUUCGGUCAGUAAAAAUGUCCUUUUAAUGAAUGGGAAUUGGAAAAAAACAAAAAUAAUUGAUUUACUUGAUUUUGUUUUAUUUUGAAAUACAAAAAAAAGUAUUGAAAAACAAAGGUUUUGCUUUUCUUUUUUUUUGCAUCAAAAAGCAAUAAUUUGGAUUAAUCAUGAUUGCAUGGUUUCAAUUAAUUUACAAAAUAGCCCAAUAUUUGGAUACGAAAUGCAAUUUAUUUUUAGAAUGUGAAUUGGAAGAAAAAAAAACAACAAAAAUAAUUGAUUUACUUGAUUUUAUUUUAUUUUGAAAUACAAAGAAAGUAUUGAAAAACAAAGGUUUGGUUUUUUUUGCAUCAAAAAGCAAUCAUUUGGAUUAAUCAUGAUUGCAUGGUUUCAAUUAAUUUACAAAAUAGCCCAAUAUUUGGAUACAAAUGCAAUUUAUUUUUAGAAUGGCAAUUGCAAAAAAAAAAAAAAUGGUUUACCUUAAUUUGAAUUUGAAAUACAAAAAAAUAAAAUAAUUGAAAAACACAGCAGGGUUUUUUCUCCACGUCAAAAAGCAAUAUCUAGAUCUAGAUAUUAUAGUUCAUAUAGCAAAAACAAAAAUCAGCGAAAAUGAAAAAAUGGACCAAAACCAGAUUUUUUUUUUAGUGCUGUCAAAAUAAAAAAAAAUUAAAUCAGAUUAAUCACACUUUAUAAUUGGAAUUACUUGUGAUUAAUCACAGAUUUUUUGUCGCUUGUAUAGUUUAAAUAAAUUACAAAAUAGCCCCAAUAUUUGGAUACAAAGGCAAUUUAUUUUUAGAAUGGGAAUUGCAAAAAAAUAAAAGGUUUACCUUCAUUUUAAUUUGAAAUACAAAAAAAAUAAUAAUUGAAAAACACAGCAGGGGUUUUUUCCACGUCAAAAAGCAAUAUCUAGAUCUAGAUAUUAUAAUUCAUACAGCAAAAACAAAAAUCAGCGCAAAUGAAAAAAUGGACCAAAACCAGAUUUUUUUUUUUUGUGCUGUCAAAAUAAAACACAUUUAAAUCAGAUUAAUAACACUUUAGAAUUGUAAUUACUCGUGAUUAAUCACAGAUUUUUAGUCGCUUGUAUCGUUGAAAUUAAUUUACGAAAUAGCCCAAUAUUUGGAUACAAAUGCAAUUUAUUUUAGAAUGGGAAUUGCAAAAAAAAUAAAAGGUUUACCUUCAUUUUAAUUUGAAAUACAAAAAAAAUUAUAAUUGAAAAACACAGCAGGGGUUUUUUCCACGUCAAAAAGCAAUAUCUAGAUCUAGAUAUUAUAAUUCAUAUAGCAAAAACAAAAAUCAGCGCAAAUGAAAAAAUGGACCAAAACCAGAUUUUUUUUUAGUGCUGUCAAAAUAAAACACAUUAAAAUCAGAUUAAUCACACUUUAGAAUUGGAAUUACUCAUGAUUAAUCACAGUUUUUUAGUCUCUUGUAUCGUUGAAAUUAAUUUACAAAAUAGCCCAAUAUUUGGAUACAAAUGCAAUUUUGUUUUCAUUUUAAUUUGAAAUACAAAAAAAAAAACUAUUGAAAAACAGAACAGGGUUUCUUUUCAUGUCAAAAAGCAAUAACUAUUUCUAGGUAUUAUAAUUCAUAUAGAAAAAACAAAAAUCAUCAAUCAGCAGAAAUAAAUGGACCAAAACCAGAUUUUUUUUUUUAGUACUGUCAAAAUAAAACACAUUUAAAUCAGAUUAAUCCCACUUUAGAAUUGGAAUUACUCGUGAUUAAUCACAGAUUUUUAGUCGCUUGUAUAGUUGAAAUUAAUUUACAAAAUAGCCCAAUAUUUGGAUACAAAUGCAAUUUAUUUUCAGAAUGGGAAUUGUAAAACAAAAACUGGUUUACCUUCAUUUUAAUUUGAAAUACAAAAAAAAUAAAAAUAUUGAAAAACAGAACAGGGGUUUUUUUCAUGUCAAAAAGCAAUAACUAUUUGUAGGUAUUAUAAUUCAUAUAGAAAAAACAAAAAUCAUCAAUCAGCAGAAAUGAAAAAAUGGACCAACACCAGAUUUUUUUUUAGUGCUGUCAAAAUAUGUUUUUUGUUUUUUUUUAAUCAGAUUAAUCACACUUUAGAAUUGGAAUUAUACUUGAUUAAUCACAGAUUAUUACUUACACUUUGAUUUAGACUUAGACAAACUUUAUUGAGCCACAAGGGAAAUUGUUCCACACAGUAGCUUGGUUAAUGGAAAGGAUGGAAAGGGUAAGGUUGGAAAGGAUAAUGCACACACGGGCAAAAAAAAGAGGGCGAAAAUGAAAGGUAUAACACUUAGAUAGUGUAAAUUAUUAUACAAAAGAGUCCAAUAUUUGGAUACAAAAGCAAUUUAUUUUCAGAAUGGGAAUUGCAAAAAAAAACUGGUUUACCUUCAUUUUAAUUUGAAAUACAAAAAAACGAAGAAGAAACGAAAAAUGGACCAUAUCCAGAUUUUUUUUAGUGCUAUCAAAAGAUUUAAAAAAAUGUCAGAUUAAUCACACUUCAGAAUUGGAAUUACUCGUGAUUAAUCACAGAUUAUUACUUGCUUGUAUAGUUGAAAUUAUUUUACCAAAUAGUCCAAUAUUUGGACACAAAUGCAAUUUUACUGUCAGCAUGGGAAUUGAUGUAAACCACAACAAAAAACACCUCAAUUUAAAUAAUUACCUUAAUUUUAUUUUGAACUACAAAAUAACACAUUUUGAAAACAUAGAGGUUUUUUGCGUCAAAAAGCAUACAUAACUAGAUCUACAUUUUAUAUCUCAUACAACAAAAAUAAAAAUCAUUAAUCAGCAGAAACUAAAAAAAAUUGGAGAAAAAAAACAGAUUUUUUUUAGUGCUGUCAGAAAAAAAAAAUCAGAUUAAUCAUACUUUAGAAUUGGAAUUGCUCCUGAUUAAUCACAGAUUAUUAGUCGCUUCUAUAGUUUAAAUUAUUUUACAAAAUAGUCCAAUAUUUGGACAUAAAUGCAAUUUUACUGUCAGAAUGAGAAAUGAUAAAAACAACAAAAAAACUAGUUUACCUUAAUUUUACUUUGAACUACAGAAAAAAAGACAUUUUAAAAACAUAGGGGUUUUUUGCGUCAAAAAGCAUACAUAACUAUAUCUAUAUUUUAUAUCUGAUACAACAAAAAUAAAAAUCACCAAUCAGCAGAAACUAAAAAAAAUUGGAGCAAAAUCUGAUUUUUUUUUUAGUCCUAGCGAAAAUAUAAAUUUUUAAUCAUAUUAAUCACACUUUAGAAGUGGAAUUGCUCCUGAUUAAUCACAGAUUAUUAGUCGCUUGUAUAGUUGAAAUUAUUUUACAAAAGAGUCCAA